Molecule: messenger RNA, 960 nt
Organism: [Candida] anglica
Lineage: Eukaryota; Fungi; Ascomycota; Pichiomycetes; Serinales; Debaryomycetaceae
Source: the annotation of a GenBank genome assembly
AUGUUAAUAAGUUCAAUACCAAGCUUCAUACAAUCAAACUUGACUAAAACAAUGAUUGGGUUGAGUCCAACUUCCAGAAUGGCGAAGACAGCAUUGCGCUUUGCUAGACAAAAGUCGUCUUCAAGCUCCACUGCUGCCUUGGCUUAUAAGAACUUACACCGCAACCAAAAGAGACCUCCAUUACCAACUUUGGAAACUCCAAAUUGGUCUGCUGAUGCCGCUGUUUCUUCUAUUCUUUACGAAACCCCAGUGCAAUCUAGAGCUCCAAAGAAGCUGCAUGUAUUGAACUGUUUGGUUCAAAAUGAGCCGGGUGUUUUGAGUUCUGUUUCCGGUACUCUUGCUGCCAGAGGUUUCAACAUUGAUUCUCUUAUUGUUUGUAACACUGAGGUUAAGGACCUUUCUCGUAUGACCAUUGUUUUGGCUGGUCAAGAUGCCGUUAUCGAGCAAGCAAGAAGACAAAUUGAAGAUUUGGUUCCAGUUUACGCAGUAUUGGAUUAUACUAAUGCUGAAAUCAUCAAGAGAGAAUUACUUCUUGCCAGAGUUUCCUUAUUAGGACCUGAAUACUUCCAAGAAUUGAUUGCUACCCAUAAGCUUCAUACUUCCAACGCUGCUUCAAUUCCAGACUUGAGUGCUCCUGAAUCUGCGUUCCACCCAAACAACUUGGCUCCAUCUGAAGCUUUGAGACAAAAACACAUACAUUUGGAUCAUAUUAACACCAUCACUGAGAAGUUUGGUGGUAAGAUUGUUGAUAUUUCUGACCGUAAUUGUAUUGUUGAAUUAUCAGCCAAGCCUUCAAGAAUUUCCUCCUUUAUUCAAUUAUUACAACCUUUUGGUAUCUUGGAAAUCGCCAGAUCUGGUAUGAUGGCCCUCCCAAGAACUCCAUUGGAUGGUGCUGUUGUUGAAGAUGAUGUUGUUGAUGCUUCUGACAUUGUUGAUGCUUCUCAAUUACCACCUGGUUAA